CCAAUACCUCGCAGAUUGGUUAAGUACACGGAGCGCGCGGCGCGGCGCGAGAGCUGGACGCGGCACGCGCUAUCAUCUCUUUUUGAGUGGACUGUAAAACACGCGAGGGGGAAAUUAUCUCUUUUUAGUGACAACGCUGUGUUUUUCUCGCACCUGCAACUUAAAAAAUAAAAAUAAAAAAAUGAAUACUUAGGAGGAGACUGCCAACAGCAUCCCGGGACUUCACCGCGAGCUGCAACGGAAUAAUUGGUACCCUUCGUGUGUGUGUGUCUGUGUGUGACAGGAGGGGAGUUGUAACACUUCACAAGAAAGACUGAGCGUGGACCCCGAGAGGACAAGUGGGGACUGGACUGACUGACGGGUGAAGUUUCCCCGUGUGUCAGCUGUUUUUUUUGUUGUUGUUGUGAGGGAGUGCGAGGGGGGAAAAAGUGUUCAAGAGGUGAGGAAGGUUUUUAUCCCUCUUUUAUCCCUCUGCGUCGGCUCCCCCCCGUGUCUCCUCAUGGACUGACUAUACGGUGACACUUCUUGGACCAGCAUCCCCCCCCCCCUCCUCCGGUUCUUCAUCACUUUCAGUCGAUACCUCGAAGCGAAAUGCUGCCCUGUAUCAUUUUCAUCGGCUUGUUCCUCUCUGCGGCCCGAUCCCAAGAUAUCCAUCCCUCAGAGGCAUCCUCCUCCUCCUUAAGUGAGUCUUGUGACUCCCUGUGCUCCUGCGAGGGGAAAGACGGCAUCCUUCAUCUGAACUGCGAGCAGAGAAACAUCAGCAAAAUCUCCCAAAUCAAAGUCCCGGCAGGUGUGCCCUUCCACCUGAACCUUUACAAAAAUGACUUGGUCGAGCUUCGCGCAGAGGAAAUGGAAGGGCUUAAGAAUGCCCUUUCGCUGCACAUCGGGGGUAAUAGCAUACAAGAGCUGGAGCCGGGGGUCUUCAGCUCCCUGGGCUCGCUGAAAAAACUACACAUAAAUAGCAAUUUCCUCGUAACUCUAAAAGAGGACACUUUUCAAGGCCUGGUGAACUUGGAGUUUCUCCAAGCUGACACAAAUUUCAUACGGGUCAUCGAGCCGGGGGCCUUCAACAAACUGAUCCGUCUCAAGGUGCUAAUCCUCAACGAUAAUUCCAUAGAGUUUUUACCCAACAACAUUUUCCGCUUCGUGCCCCUCACCCACCUGGACUUACGCGGCAACAAGCUCCAAACACUGCCUUAUGUCGGGUUUCUGGAGCACAUCGGACGGAUUAUGGAGCUUCUCUUGGAGGACAACGACUGGGUGUGCGACUGUGAUAUUUUACAUUUAAAAAUCUGGAUGGAGAACAUGAGGGCCCAGUCGGCCCUCGGGGACGUGGUGUGCACCACGCCACAUCAUCUCAAGGGGACUAUUCUAGCUAAAGUGAAGCGGGACGUUCUGUGCCCGUCGCAUGCAGACAUCAACCUGGAGGAGCCGUCAAAGUCGCUGGAUAUGGUCGUUACCCCCUCGUCCAAAGUGGCUCAGAUUCCCAAGCUGAACGCCAAAGACGAGGUACCGACCCCGUCUCACGUUCCUGGCAGUCCUUGUGUGGAGCACUGUUCUUGUCACAAUCACCCUGUGGCUGGGUUUUUGAUGCAUUGUCAGGACAGGGGAAUUCAAAAGGUGUCAGAUAUCGGAAUACUACAACAGAGCCCCACUAAACUGGUGAUGACGGGAAAUAUGAUUCAGAAACUCUUGAAGUACGAUUUUGUCACAUAUGACAGUUUGGAAUUGCUCAACCUCGCAAACAACCGGAUUGAUUACAUCGACAAUGAAACUUUCCUCAGCUUGAGCAGUCUGAAAAAACUGUACCUGAAUGGCAACAGAGUAGAAAAACUGUUCUCCACAAUGUUUGUGGGACUGCACAACCUUGAAUACCUGUAUCUGGAAUACAAUCUUAUCAAAGAGAUUGCUCCAGGCACUUUUAAUCCCCUGCCAAACCUGAAGCUGUUGUCAUUAAAUAACAACCUGCUCAGCUCCCUCCCAGCCCAGAUCUUCCGCAACGUGCCCCUCACCAAAUUAAACCUGAGGAAAAAUCUACUUAUGCAUCUGCCGGUGAGCAACGUGCUCGAUCAACUGGACUCUCUGGAGCAGAUUUAUUUAGAGGACAACCCCUGGGACUGCAGCUGUGACUUGCUCAGCCUCAAACAAUGGGUGGAGAAACUCAGAAAGGACACGGUGGUGGGCUCCAUUUUGUGCCACACCCCGAAUAAAGUGAUUCAGGCUGAGCUGAGAAGCCUGCGUCACGAGGUGCUGUGUCCCGGGUUGGGUACCUACCACCCUGUGCCUCCAGGGCAGGAGGAAAGUGUCACUGCCACACUGGGGCCCGACAGCAUUGACAAAGGUUUAUUCAGCUCACUCACCGACACCGUCCCCCUCUCUGUGCUCAUCCUAAGCCUUCUUAUGUUUGUCCUUGUGAUUAUAUUCUGCUCAGCCGGAUUGGUGGUGUUUGUUGUGCAUCGGCGUCGGCGCAGGGCAAAGAAAAAAGCAGCGGAGGAGCAGCCGCGUGAAAACACCAGCAGCAGUCCCAUCCACUUACACUACAGCAUGUACGGCCAGAAAACCACACACCACACCCUGACGCAAAGGACGGGGUCGGCCACUCUAUACGAGGACAGAUCGCACAGUCCCAUCGUGCAGAUCUGCCGCAACCCCACCUACUGCUCACAGCACAAGGAGCACGACGCCGAGUUGGAUUACAGCGUGGACGACCCCGGCGCCAAGCACCAGUUCUGCCGGAGCAUCAUGGAGAAGGAGAACACGUCCCCGCUCACCGGGAACCCCGCGUCCAAGUUCCGAGCCAUGACCGGGGAGUGCCCCGCCGAGUUCGUCACCCUCGGCAAUCCCAACUCCCUGUACAGGAACAUUCUGGAGCGGGAGAAGGAACUGCAGCAGCUCGGAAUAACCGAGUAUCUCCGGAAGAACAUGCCCCAGCUUCAGUCCGCCGUAGACAUGCAGGUCCCAGGGCACCAAGAGGAGUUAAAGCUAAUGGAGACAAUUAUGUACUCGAGACCACGCAAGGUCAUGCUUGAGCAAACUCAGAAUGAGUACUUUGAACUCAAGGCCAACUUGCAUACUGAGCCAGAUUACUUAGAGGUCCUGGAGCAUCAAACUGCGUUUAACUGAGCGUGCACAGACUCAAAACAAAUGCUAUAUAGAAUCCACUUUAAAAACCAAGUGCCUUGUCCCGUUUGCCCUCUUGUACUUUCCACAGUGUGAAACAUAUAUCUUAUUUUUUUCAGUUGAACUGUAGCACAGAAUGUAACUGGGUUUAUUCUUUUGUUAUGUGUUGACAGCCAUGUUAUGUAGCUGAUGAAAGGUGUCAUUCAUGUAUGGCCAAAUGUAACCACAGUCUGUGGAGCAGACCUGGACUGCAACCAACUUUUCACAUUUCCAGCUCUUAUUAUGAUUGAUGAAAACAUCCAUGGCGUCGGUGGCGGCAACUAAAUUGAUCCACUAUCCUCCCCCCCAUCUACCUCCCCCCCCCCCCCCCCCCAAUGUCUGACAUCCUGAUAGGAUGAAGCAGAUGUUUGGAAAGAAGUGGGUGAAUUUCAAUCACCACUUGACCCAGAAUCGCUGUUUAAUCAGUCAAUCCUUACCCCAGGUUUGACCUGAUUACGCCCUCUGUCAACAUUAAGCCAGCUGGAUGAUGCUCAUUGUGCCGUAGAGUCAGCAAAAAUGCCAACUGUACAUUAGAAAACUGACAGGAGCACGUCUGUUGUUCCCCGAUCGAUGCGCCGCUGCAGUCAUUGUCUUUAUUUAUUUUUAUACAAACUGCUGAUAUUCACAGAACAGGAUGUUUAUCCUCCUCUCAAUCAGUACAUACAGCACUUAAAGUCCAAUAUAUUACACGACAACUUUUAAUCUUGUACAAAAUGCAUUGCACUAAUCAAAUGCCAUAAGAUGGUGCAUGACAAUCAAACAGAGUCCUGCUGAAAAACCUUUCUUUCUUCGUUCGUUUGUUUCCGUUUUGUUUUCUGCCAGUGAAAAAUGAGCCACAAAUGUGUGUGAUCCCUCAAGUGUGUGUGAGGUCGUGUUCCAUGUAACUAAAGUACGUCUGGGAAAGAUUCAAGCAGCAUUCAAAAGAACACAUAGCUCCUUCCCUCAAGCUUGACUGGGCAUGUUCUGAACUUUUUUGUUGUUGUUGUUGUUUGAAGGCGUGGGCGUACUACACUGUUAGCACAUGAGUGGUUACUGAUGAGCAGCGUUGCCCAAUGAGCUCCCAGUUUUUUUCCCACGUUUGACGACCUUGCCGAGCGACUUCAGAUGACUCUCUCCAGCUCCUCCUACUCCAAGCAAUGGACCGCUGGCGACUCGUGGACAUUUGUCAGGAUUUAACAACCACUUCCUUCAUACUCAUUCAAACUUUGAAAAACGGUUCAUGUAAGCACACACACUCUGUAGCUUUUCUACCUAAACUAGAUUGAAAUUAUUUAUUCUGUAUAUUUUGUAUAUACUUAUGUUCCGUUAUAUCUUUGGUUUUUGUGUGCCUUCAGUGCUGUACAGAAUAUAAACAGAAGUUGUAACUGAUAGGAAAUAAAGAGUUACAAUAUUA
This is a messenger RNA of Labrus mixtus (cuckoo wrasse), 4552 nucleotides long. It is a transcript of the gene slitrk6, whose product is annotated as SLIT and NTRK-like family, member 6. Gene Ontology annotation, cellular component: membrane. The transcript is spliced from 2 exons. Gene Ontology annotation, biological process: positive regulation of synapse assembly; regulation of presynapse assembly; axonogenesis. Bases 592 to 3123 code for a protein of 843 amino acids. NCBI's taxonomy places the organism in Eukaryota, Metazoa, Chordata, Actinopteri, Labriformes, Labridae. Gene Ontology annotation, molecular function: protein binding. The record is from RefSeq and is a predicted model, not a curated record.